UCCUCCCAUUUGAGUUUAUCUUUUCCUUUUAUUCAUUUACUGCUUCACUCAAUGCAGCUAAACUUCAGUGUUGACAUCUGGGAUAAAGACAUCAGAUCUUCAGACUCAUUUGAGCAGAACUAAAAGAGGAACUCGCUCAACAAUAGCUGGAGAACUUUAAAACAGGUGACAUCUGAUGACCGUAAGAAUCGAGAAAUGACCUUAAAACCUACUGGCUAAUGCUCAACAUGAGGUCCAGAAUGAAAAAGGUUUUGUGGAGUGGCGUUUUGCUCCUGUUUCUCUGGACAUUUGUAAACGGACAAGCGUCCUGUCCUGUAGAGACGACGAGAACAGCGCUCCAAACUCCAGAUGAAAUACCAACCAAGCUGACCUUCAACAGUGCCUUUAUGUCUCCAAUGGUACAUUCAUUCCUGGGCUCUGUCCAGUCCAAUCCAUUCCCUAAAGAUAUACUCAUUGGAAUCACAAAAGGUUACGACACAGAGACGGUUAAAGAGGUUUUGCAAUAUCAGACAGGAUUCUUGGUCUGCGUGGCCAUUGGGAUCCUGUACAUUGUCCUGAUGCCUCUAAUUGGCCUGUUCUUUGCCUGCUGUCGUUGCUGUGGUAACUGCGGGGGCCGCAUGCAGCAGAAGAAAACAACAAACAUCCACUGCAAGCGAAGAAGCUUUUACUUGUGCACAUUUCUCAUCACUGUACUAAUUAUGGCAGGGAACAUCUGCAUGUUCCUGAGCAGUACAAACACUUCAGAGACUUUGAUGCGCAGCCCCACAGAACUCACCGACAUCUUGGAGAAUGUCAAAGGCUAUCUUAACUCCAUUCCUCAGCAAAUCCAACAAGUGACGAAUGAGAGCCGUGUGACUGUGGAUACGGUCAAAAACAACUUAGUUGAAACAGGGCCUUUGCUUGGCAAACUGAUCCAGAAUGGUCUUAAGGGCCACCUUGACCCAGCCUUAAACUCCACUACUGAAAUAGGCCAAGUGAUAAACAGCACCAGCGAUGGACUGCUGCAGCUUAAUAAAACCUUGGAGCUGCUGAAACCGAAGGCGGCCGCGCUGCAAGCUAAUUUAUCCGCAGUGAGGCAGAGGAUUAACAACACUUUGCGUAUGUCAGACUGUGUAAACUGCGCUGCCCUUCAGCCAGAACUGGAUAAACUAUCACUGGAUGGAAGCCUUGAAUUUCCUGAUCAAAAGGACCUGAGGUCUGCUGUAGACAAGGCUAUAAAUGCUGAUGUCACUGGACAGGCGAACAAGGGGAGAGACUUUUUUGGCAGUAUACCAGGAAAGGUGAAAAAUGAGACCAGACUAAGUGUGCAGGAUGCUCUAUUGAAGCUUGAAAAUUUAAAAACCCGGAUCUUAAGUGUGACUAAAGACCUUCCUCUUGAUGUGUUCAACACUACCUCAGCAUCACUAACGGACAUGCAGAAAUCGAUCAAAGGUUUUUCUCCUUAUAUAGAUCGAUCAAGCCAAAUCAGCCGGGAUGUUGGAUUGGUCAUGAGCUGUCUGAUUUUGCUGGUGGUGAUCUGUAACUUUCUGGGUCUGCUGCUGGGCAUAGCUGGACUAAAUCCUAAAGACAGUCCCACUGAACGUUCAGGCACAUCCAACUGUGGAGGAAUAUUUUUCAUGGCAGGGGUAGGCUUCAGCUUCUUGAUCUCCUGGAUCUUCAUGUUUGUGGUGUUGGUACUUUUCAUAGUGGGAGGAAAUAGCUAUACCCUGGUCUGUAGACCGUGGCAAAACAAGGAAUUCUUCCAGCUCAUUGACACUCCAGGGAUGAUCCCAGAUUUCAACCUGUCCAGCGCUCUGAAUCUGAAUACAAACCUGAAGAUUUUUAAUGUGUACAGUGACUGUCAAAAUAAUAAGCCCUUGUGGAUCACAUUUCAUCUGAAUGAGAUCUUCGACCUAAAUAGUAAAUUAAAUGUUUCAGAGUACACUCACGAGAUUUAUCGGUCCUUUGAGGGGGCAAAAAUUAACAUAGCAAACAUAACCAUCCUCAGUCCAGAGGUAAAGUCCCAGCUAAACAACUUCGCCAGCAGUGCCAGCAGUAUGAACUUCAGCAACAUCAUACAGCAGAUUAAUGAUGUGUCAGCGACUAAUCUGAGUUUAGUAGCAGAAAGUCUGGAUAUCUUGGCUGGCAAACAGAGUAAUCAAACUAUAAAAAACCAACUGCAUGAGGAAGCAAAAGAUCUGCGAGACAUCCAGACUGAGAUGACGUCAAACAUUAUACCUUUGCUGAUGGAACUGAACACCACCGUUAAGAACCUCAGUGCAGUAGCGUCUCAAAUAACUUCAGCUGUGGAGAAUGUUCUCAGAAAAGUUGGCUCUGCCCAGGACGUCCUGAACUACAACAUAUCACAAAUUGUGAAAGCUGAAAGCAGGGCAUUCAUAGACUGUCAGCUGGAAAUCUUUCUGGCAUUUGUUCACUGGGCAAAUCAAACGAUCACAGAGAAGGUGGGUCGUUGUGGGCCUGCAGCUGCAGCAGUAGACAGAACAGAGGAGCUCUUCUGUAAACACUUGGUGGAGUCUUUGAACGCCUUUUGGUUGAGUUUGGGCUGGUGUAUGAUGUUCCUGAUCCCCAGCAUCAUUUUCUCAGUUAAACUGGCCAAGUACUACCGCAGGAUGAAGUAUUUAGAUGCUUAUGAGUAAAUGUUCUUAUUUGUUUUCUAAAUGCAGAAGCGGAUCAUGGAAAAGUCUACUGUUUACCUACUGACAUGGGUUACCUUCUGAUUUCUCUCUUUAAAGGAACAAUAACUUCAUGAUGAAUCCUUUCCCAAAGGACCACCUCAAACCUGAAUUAUUGGAAAAUGAAAAGCAACCUCCUUUUACAUAUUUACAUAAUUAAAAUUGAUCGUUAAGUUUAAUUUUUACACAUUGAACCACAUCUCAGUAAAUGGACAAGUAGGCACUGAUUGUAGGAAAAAUAAUGCCAAGGUAGCUUCUGAGUACUUUCUUCUUUAUUUUUUUGUGCCAUAGACUGUAUCAUAAAUUAACUUUGCUUUAAAUGAUUUCAGCUUUUAAUAUUUAAAUGAAAAGCACAACUUUACUGUUACAACUUUAAUGUUUUUUUAUUUUUUUAUUUAUGGCAUUAAUGGGAGUUUAGAAAGCACUUUAUAUGGUCCUGUGGGCACUGAGAUUUAUUUAUUCCAUUUUUUCAAUAAGAAAUACGGGUUUGCUGUUAUACUGUCUGCAUAUAUUUUUUUAUUUAAAAACAAGAUUUCUAUUAGAUUGCUCUAAUAAAGUAAUUCGCUCAUGAACACUGGAGACUAACUAAGAAUGACCUCUUUAUGAAGUGGUGCGGUCUGACAGGACACAGAAUCUGAGGCCUGUUAAACAUUUCUAUCUUGUGUCAUGUAUUAAUUACAAUCACAAUAAAAUAUGCUCACACUAA
Messenger RNA from Carassius gibelio (silver crucian carp), 3378 nucleotides. RefSeq names its product prominin-1-A-like. Gene Ontology annotation, molecular function: cholesterol binding. The record is from RefSeq and is a predicted model, not a curated record. The coding region runs from base 219 to 2636 and encodes 805 amino acids. NCBI's taxonomy places the organism in Eukaryota, Metazoa, Chordata, Actinopteri, Cypriniformes, Cyprinidae. Gene Ontology annotation, cellular component: apical plasma membrane; prominosome; cilium. The transcript has 23 exons.